Molecule: messenger RNA, 3873 nt
Organism: Mytilus trossulus (common blue mussel)
Lineage: Eukaryota; Metazoa; Mollusca; Bivalvia; Mytilida; Mytilidae
Product: carnosine synthase 1-like
Exons: 6
Coding region: 82-2949 (955 amino acids)
Biological process (GO): carnosine biosynthetic process
Molecular function (GO): ATP hydrolysis activity; ATP binding; carnosine synthase activity
Source: RefSeq, a predicted model, not a curated record
GAAAGCAGAUUUAACCGGUUCGUAGUAGUUUCACGCGAUCAAUGUAAAACAAAAAUCCAUUCGCCUUGAAUUUAUUUAACAAUGUCGUUGUCUACAGAAGAGAGUAUUUCUUUAAUGAGUAAUCUUAAUAUCUUAAAGGAUAAUAGCUUACCGAUAGAGAACCAUAUACUACAGAAGCAGGAGGAAUUAGCCCAUAAAGCAGUAGAAUAUACCACUACCUGUGGUAGCUAUACCGCCUGGGACACUGAUGUCGACCUUUCACCACCAGACCCGUCUGUCUCACUGAACAAAGAUGACGUCAACAUUCAAGAUUACUACAAUGCUUUACAGUACAGCUUGUUUCAAAACAACCUUCCCGAGACUUUCGACAGAACGAAACAGCCGAGGACACGAAAGCAUGAUACGGAAGUCGCAAUAGUUGUUUUAGCAUCACCAAGGGAAUGCCUGGCGAUACUGCUAGAAGGUGGGCGCCAAUGUCCGGGCGAUAUGCUACUCGUGUUGUCGCCAACAUGGGUUGUGAAGGAGAAAUCUAAUAAAGUUGAAGGUCUGCAUUCGCUGUUGGUCAAGAAAGCAAUCGUAUUUGAUCGGUCCGGAACAACCUAUGUCGAUGUCUUUCCGACCCCUAGACGGUGUUCCUAUUUUGUAAAUUUUUUCACAAAGGCGGUCACCAAUGGCCAAAGAAAUGAUGGUGUGGAACUUGAGCAGGACUUGGACUGUCCAAUGUCAAGUUCUGUUGAGCUGUGCAAGUAUGUAGACGAUAAACUACUGUCACGUAUAUGGAUGGCGGAAGCGGGAGUAAAUUACCCAGAAACCCUAGCUAUUGCAUACAAACCAUCGUAUGAAUACAAUAUUCCAGAAGACGCAAACAUGAAAGUUUUGAUCGUCGAAAAUAAAGACGGCAUAGAUAAUUACGUAGAAGAAAACAUACGUCAGUUCCUGAAUAUGGAGAGAGUCAGAUCAUUUGAAAAGAUCGUGGUAAAACCCUCUGGUACCAUGUGGCACGGUAGUAGAUGUGUGACGUUCCAUAAAGUGAAAAAUGUGGAAGAAAUUUGUAAAGCUGUACUUGACUUGCUGGCUAUAUUGGAAUUGGAGAACACAGUCCUGGUUGAAACGUUUUAUGAACCUGUAGAAGCUGCAAAUCCAGAAUUAGCUGAUUACUCGUUCAGAUGGAGGACCACUGUAUGUAGAAGAGUAGACGAUACACCAAUCACAACACAGAUGGCUUGUGGGAUAGGUCUGAAACAUCAACCAAUCAAUGGCAACAACACUAUUCCCCAAACUUUUGAAACAACAAUGAAAAUGUGGAAUAUGGAAGAAGAUGAAAUGAAUCGUUUAUUAGAUAAAGUUUCCACAGGUUCAGAAAAGGUCAUGGAGCGUAUUAUUGAAUAUGAGCGUGGUCUGUCUACAGAUAUCAAAGGAGGCGUUGGAGCACGAACUGACCUUAUAGGUAUUGACUACGUUCUGGGAAUGGUAGAUGGACAGUUAGAAGCAGUAGGAAUAGAAGUGAACAGUCAUGACUGUACCUUUAAUUGUCAGUUGUUUGAGUUCUUAAAUCCCCAUAGACAGGGAGAAGCAGUGAAACCACUAGUUGAGACCAUGAUAAGACGUUCACAGCUGUUUGCCAUGCAAGACAAAACUGUCGUUGUAGUCGGAGCUGGAGGUUUCAGCAAGAAGUUUAUAUGGGAAAGCUAUAAAUCAUUUGGUAUUAAUGUUGUUCUUGUUGAACCGAAUCAGUCAUGCUUUGGUGCAUCGAGGUGCACAAAAUUCAUUCAGUACGAUUUUCUCGACCAUAAACAAGACGAAGAACAUGCUACAGCCAUUAUUAAAAUUCUUAAAGACAAAGGAAUAGAUGUCGAUGGGUGCGUUACCUUUUGGGAGGAUUGUGGUCCCUUAGCCGCAACAAUAUGUGACAUGCUUAAAUUGAAUGGUCCAGGAAAACAACCAGCCCAAAUUGCUAAAAGGAAAAGUUGGACACAAAACGUGUUACGGUCAAGAACCGACGAUAUACCUCAUUUCCCGAGAUCUCAUCUGUAUUCCAGUAUCUGCUGUUCUAUCAAAAGUGAAGAAGACGUCGACAAGGCUUUGGAAAAGAUUAGACUACCUGCUGUAUUAAAAUUGGAAUAUGGAUCAAGUGGCGUUGGGGUCAAACCUGUCGCAGACCGUGUUGAGUGUAUUAAUAUAUGGCAACAAUUAUCAUCAAUUCUCCAGAAAGACGAAGAUCACCCUGGUGUUGGGCUCGGUCACGGUAACGACAUUAUGCUGAUGGAGAGAAUUGAUGGUACAGAACACGACAUAGAUAUCAUUAUAUUCCAGAGGCAGCUUGUUGGUGCAUUUAUCUCGGAUAAUGGACCAUGUAGGAAAGGGUCUUACACAGAAACAGCAGCCUUGCUGCCAACAUGCCUACCAUUAGAUAGGAGAGGGCAGCUUAUAACAUCUGCAUAUCAGUGUUGUACGGAAAUCGGACUCGUAACUGGAGUGUUCAACGUUGAAAUGAAAAUGACAAAAACAGGACCAAAAUUAAUUGAGAUCAAUGCUAGAAUGGGAGGUUUCUAUCUCCGGGACUGGAUCAAGACUUGCUACGGGCAUGAUCUUUUACUCUACGCUUUCAUGGUUUCUUUGGGUAUCAGACCAGUAAUCUCAAAUGUGCAACCUAAAUGCACUCUGAUGGGAAUGAUGUGUCUGUCGUCCGUACACAAACAACAAUUAAAAAAUCCAAACAGCUUGAAAUUCUUAAAUGCGUUGGUUUCUGAAAAUAUUGUCAGAUAUAACCAGCUGGAGCCGUCAUUAGACGAAUGUGGUAGUGAAAAUGAUGAGGAACCAUUUGCAAACAUUGCUGUCAUGGACAAGAACUUGGAAACAGCCAAAGCUAAACUGAUCAAUAUCGGCAAUGCUCUUGGUUUGAAUACAAAUAACUAUGACUAUAACUAUCUGUUGAGUCAUUUCAAAUAAUGACGGUUAGUGAUAGGUGUGCUCAGCGAUUAUCGCUACAAUCAUUCAUAAAAACCAUUUAUCAUUGCUUAGCGAUUACCGCUUGUAUCAUUCAUAUAAAUCAUUCACCAAUUGUACAUUUCAAGAAUAGCGGACUUGUAGAGCUAGGAACUUUGUAUAUAUUAACAAACUUAGUCAUUGCAUUGGAAAUCAAUUUUGUAUUUUGUUAAUUUGUUAAGUUUAAAACAAAAAAAAAAAAAUAAAAAAAUAAAGAUAAAAUAAAAAUAAAAAUAAAAAUAAAAAUAAAAAUAAGAUAAAGAGUAAAGCAGUUUGAACACCAGAGAGAGAGAGAGAGAGAGAGAGAGAGAGAGAGAGAGAGAGAGAGAGAGAGAGAGCAGCAUUUUCAUUUAUAACAUGUAUAAUAUUGAAUGUAAAGUAUAUACAUUUUUGUAUUUAACUAAGUAAUAUAUCAAAAACAUUCCAUUCUCUGAGAAACUGAUGUUCACAUUUGUUUUUCAUAGCAAUAUUUUUGUCCAUUGCAUACACAUAUUUCAUCUUUUCUUUUACUGAGUUUAAUGUAAGAAUUUUUUUAAAACAUCUCGAAUUAUAAAUAUAUUGCUUUAUGGUAAGAAAAAUAGUAUUUUCUGCAUUGCCUUUUGAUAUUUUUGCAGAGUUACCAAACAAAAAAACUUCUUGUGUAAAAAGUACACUAAUUCCAUUGGUCAGAAACCAAUUUUCAAUCUGUUCUAAUAAUAAUUGUGUAUGUUCACAUUCCCAAAAUAAAUGUUCUAAUGUUUCAAUUUCUCUAUUACAAAAAGUACAAUUUGGAUUAUCAUAAAUCUUAAUUUUAUGAAGAAAUUUGUUUGCAGCUAAGAUUCGAUGAUUGAAUGAAUCUGAUUUGAUUUCUUGAAGGUGAGGGGCGCAGGAGGACUUGAAAAAGAUAUU